Clonostachys byssicola is the source of this 906-nucleotide messenger RNA. The record is from the annotation of a GenBank genome assembly. Lineage: Eukaryota; Fungi; Ascomycota; Sordariomycetes; Hypocreales; Bionectriaceae.
AUGCAGAACCUGCCCCCUACUAAUGUGAACUGGGCUCCGCCCCCUGGAAUGCCGCCGCUGCCAGCCGGCUGGGUUGCUGAAUGGGAUACCAAUUACAACGCAUGGUACUUUGCAAAUAUCGAAACAGGAACUUCACAAUGGCAAUUCCCUGGGACAACCCCCGUUUUCUCCCCUCAUGAGUCGCCAAACCUGUCGCAAUAUGACCAGGAUGCCGAGCUUGCCGCGAGGUUACAGGCGGAGGAAAACUCCCACACACCAAGUGGCAAUCAUAGCCAUCACCACAGCCAAAACCACUCCCUGGAAAGCGACGCAGCCUUGGCCUUGAGACUACAGAAUGAAUCAGAAAACAGCGAUGCAGCUUUAGCAGCCCGACUCCAGAACCAAUCGUUGGAGAGCGACGCAGCGCUGGCGGCCAGGCUCCAAAACGGGUCCUAUGAAAGCGACGCGGCGCUGGCGGCCAGGCUUCAGAAUGGCACGACGGAGAGUGACGCGGCAUUAGCAGCCAGACUGCAGAACGGCGGACCGCAGAGCGACACCACGGAGAGCGAUGCUGCUAUGGCGGCUAGGUUGCAAGCAGAGGAAGACGCACGGAACAGCUCAAGACCAUCCGGUCGCCAUGGCAGACCCGAAUCACGACCAGAGUAUCACGGUUAUUACGGUGCAGACGAAGAGAUCCCUCCCGAGCUUCCAGCUCGCCCGCAGUCUGGUGGGAACAUGUUCGACAAGCUGACCAACAAGCUCAAUUCUCAAGCCUCCGCCAGCGGUCAACCCAACAAAUACCCAGCGCCUUCAGGCUCUCCUCCCAAGAAAGCGCGGUGGGGGAAUGCGGAGGCACAUCUCGGUGCCUUGAGUGGGAUGAUGAAGGAUCGGUUAAAGAAUAAAAACAAAGAAGGGCGUCACGAUUGA